Protopterus annectens (West African lungfish) is the source of this 2101-nucleotide messenger RNA. It is a transcript of the gene GTF2E2, whose product is annotated as general transcription factor IIE subunit 2. The transcript is spliced from 7 exons. Gene Ontology annotation, cellular component: transcription factor TFIIE complex. The record is from RefSeq and is a predicted model, not a curated record. NCBI's taxonomy places the organism in Eukaryota, Metazoa, Chordata, Ceratodontiformes, Protopteridae. Gene Ontology annotation, biological process: transcription initiation at RNA polymerase II promoter. The annotation marks the transcript as partial.
ACCCAGUCUUCAGAGUCUAAAAAGAAGAGACCAAGGCUAGAUCAGGGUGGCUCUGCAUCAGGGUCAAAACAAAAUGCAGAUUCCAGCAAUGGAUCUUUUAAUGCCAAAGCGCUUUCAGGAAGUUCUGGGUACAGGUUUGGAGUCCUUGCAAAAAUUGUUAAUUACAUGAAGACACGACAUCAGCGUGGAGAUACAUAUCCACUCAGCCUGGAGGAAAUUUUGGAUGAAACACAGCAUCUGGAUAUUGGACAAAAACAGAAACAUUGGCUGAUGACUGAGGCAUUGAUCAACAAUCCUAAAAUUGAGAUAGUUGAUGGAAAGUAUGCAUUUAAGCCAAAAUACAAUUUGAAGGACAAAAAAGCACUGCUAAGACUUUUAGAUAAGCAUGAUCAGCAAGGAAUGGGAGGAAUACUUUUAGAUGAUAUUGAAGAAGGACUUCCUAAUGCACAGAAGGCUAUAAAGGCUCUAGGAGACCAGAUCAUAUUUGUUUCUCGUCCAGACAAAAAGAAAAUCCUUUUUUACAAUGACAAGAGCUGUCCCUUUACAGUGGAUGAAGAGUUUCAAAAACUAUGGCGAAGUAUUCCUGUGGAUUCCGUAGAUGAAGAAAAAAUUGAAGAGUAUCUUAAAAAGCAGGGCAUUUCUUCUAUGCAAGAGUCAGGACCAAAGAGAAUGGCUCCUAUCCAAAAGAGAAAGAAUCCUGGCUCUCAGAAGCGACGUCGGUUUAAGACUCAUAAUGAUCACUUGGCUGGAGUGUUGGAGGAUUAUGUUGAUGGACCAACCAACAAACAAUGAACAGGUCACAUGCAGAACAGAAAUUGUCUCAAAGAAAGUUAUCGUUGAACCACCAAGCUUCAUUUGCAAAGGCACUGCCAGCCUCAUCUUUUGUUUUGUUUUGUUUUUGUUGUCUACUUAUUUAAAGCAUAUAUUUGGAAACUCUUAGUUUCUGAAGAGAGCUGUACUAUACAGUUUCCUUAUUUUAUAGGUGGGAGGAUAACGUUCUGUUAAAAAUUUGAAAAUGUUCAAUCCUUGUAGUAGAGACCCUCAAGAUUGAUUUAUCAAAAUAUGAAUUGCAUACAGACAUUGAACACUGAAAUGCACUGCCAUGCAGGGUCUCAAAUGGGCUCAGGUUUGGAUUUUUAGACCGCAGGUAUUGUACAAAAUGAUCAGUAUUUCAGUAUAGCAAUGGAACUCUUAGGUAAGGAAAUUCAUAAGUUUAAUUCCUCACUACAUCUGAGUAUAUUGAAGUAUACAAAUCUACAGCUAUAUUUCUUUUUCAUUCUUUAUAGUAUAGGAGUGAAGCUGGAUGACCAGCAAAUACAUAUGCUAGCAUUGUUGAAAAUCACAAGAUCAGCAGAGUGCAUUUUGAUUAAAGUCCUCAUGAGAGGAUUAUCAAUGGCAAGUGCAGCAUUCACUGCAGGGAGUGGUCUUUAAAUGUUUGUUACUCUGAAAAAUUAAUAUUCUGUUAUGUUAUUAAACAGUAGGUUCCUGGUUGUUUUGGAGUAAGUUCAAAAUUCAGAACAGAACUCCUCUAACUAAAAGCCACAUUUUUAUAUUUCAUGAGUUAUAAGGAGCACAUAAAAGUCUGUUUAAAUGUGUAUGUAAAGGUGCAGAAUGAGUGACCAUGUCCUGAAGGUCUGUCUUUUUAUUACGUAGCCACCUUGUUGGAUUUUAAAUGAGGUGCACACCAUUGUAUUUUUUUAGUAUUGUUUAGUUUUCGUCUUGUGCAGGCAGGUUUCAGCUAAAGGGGUUAUUCUUCCUGAUAGUAAGUGCUAUAGAGCUUCUGUAUUCCUUUAGUUACGCACUGCUGUGAUGGCUUGAAUGACCAAGUCAGGUGCCUUCAUAUUGACACCUUGUUUCUUACGUAAAUCAGCAGAAUACAGUACUACAUCAUAAAAUAUUUAAGGGGCUGAAAUAUAUAAUUUCAUGAAAACUGAAACCUUUGAUGGCAAAAUAUUUUAAGCAUGUUCCCAUUUCAGAUGGUACUCUGUUCAUAUGUAUAUAUGGUAUUAAAAGUCCAUUUAUUAAGUCUUCAUGUUAUGUAACAGAUUUUAUAUACAAUAGAACCCAUUUUAAAAAAAUACAAAUGACUAAAACAGUAAAA